AUGAGGCUCUCCGAGGGCGCCGCCUGGGCCAUGGCCCUUACCGCUGGAGCCAACGCCCAGAACUCGUCAUUCGCUCAACAGUGCUCGUCGCUCGACCUCUCUUCGGUCCUGCCCAAUGCUACUGUCUGGUUCUCUGAUUUUGUCGCUGGCGGCACCAACAUUACUUUCCCCGACAACGAUCCGAGCUGUGGACGUCCUGCCCAAGUCGUCCAAAAUGACUUGUGUCGCGUGGCUCUGCGCGUCCCUACCACCAACCAAAGCGAGAUUAGCGUCGAAGCCUGGCUUCCUGCCAACUGGACCGGCCGCUUCUUGAGCACCGGCAAUGGCGGUGUGUCUGGCUGCAUCCAGUACGAGGACAUGGCCUAUGCUGCCGACCUUGGAUUUGCCACUGUCAGUGGUAACAACGGUCACAAUGGCACCCGUGGCAUUGCCUUUGGCGAGAACGAUGACGUCGUCCUCGACUUUGCCUGGCGCUCUGUCCACACUGGUGUUGUUGUUGGCAAGAAGAUUUCGAACGCCUUUUACGGGAAGGACUACACCAAGUCUUACUACCUGGGCUGCUCUACCGGCGGUCGUCAAGGUUUCAAGUCGGCCCAAAGCUUCCCUGACGACUUCGAUGGCGUUGUUGCUGGUGCCCCUGCCUUCUCCUUCGUCAAUCUGACUUCGUGGAGCGGCCAUUUCUACACUAUACUUGGAGGAAAUGACACCGACCGCUUUGUUCCCACGCCUUUGUGGACGAAGAUCCACGAGGACAUCCUUGACCAGUGUGACGGCCUUGACGGCGUUGUUGACGGCAUCAUUGAGGACCCAGAUCUCUGCCAGUACCGCCCCGAGGCUCUCCUUUGCGCCUCCAACGCCACCGACACCUCGAGCUGUUUGACCGGCCCCCAGGCCGAUGCCGUCCGCCAGAUCUUCUCGCCUCUCUACGGCGUCGAUGGCUCCCUCGUCUACCCGCGCAUGCAGCCCGGCAGCGAGAUCCUCGCCGCCAACAUCCUGUACGGCGGCAAUGACUUCAUCUAUACGACCGACUGGUUCCGCUACGCCGUCUACCGUGACCCGUCGUGGGAUCCGGCCACGCUCUCUCCCGCAGACAUGGCCACGGCCGCAGCCCAGAACCCGGGCAACAUCCAGACGUGGGACGAUCUGAGCGCCUUCCACGCCAAGGGCGGCAAGCUGCUGCACUACCACGGCCUGAUGGACGCCAUCAUCUCGUCGGACAACAGCCCGCGCUACUACAACCACGUCUCGCGCACCAUGGGGCUCAACUCGGCCGAGCUGGACGAGUUCUACCGCUUCUUCCGCAUCUCCGGCAUGGGCCACUGCAGCGGCGGCGACGGCGCCUUCGCCAUCGGUAACGGCCUCGACACCCUCGCCAGCCUCGACCCCGACCACAACGUCCUCAUGGCCAUGGUGCGCUGGGUCGAAGAGGGCGUCGCGCCCGAGAAGAUCGUCGGCACCAAGUGGGUCAACGGCACCGAGGAUCUCGGUGUCGAGUACACGCGCGCCCAUUGCAAGUACCCUGCCAGGAACGUCUACAAGGGCACCGGCGAUGGUUCGGAUGCUGAGGGCUGGGAGUGCGUUGUUUAA
This is a messenger RNA of Lasiodiplodia theobromae, 1587 nucleotides long. Its product is annotated as Tannase feruloyl esterase. NCBI's taxonomy places the organism in Eukaryota, Fungi, Ascomycota, Dothideomycetes, Botryosphaeriales, Botryosphaeriaceae. The record is from RefSeq and is a predicted model, not a curated record. The transcript has 3 exons. The coding region runs from base 1 to 1587 and encodes 528 amino acids.